AUGCUCCUUAUUCGAUCACCCAUUCCAACCUUACCUCACUGUCCUGGAUAUAUAGGAAUCAACAAUAAUAGUCAUAAUCCCAACCACGAUAACAAUCACAAUUUGACUCACAACACUGCAAUAUCCAAACGCCUCACCCCCAGAUCUCACGACCGCACUCAAUUCCUCACUUCCACCCCUAUUCCCACCUCCAUUCCCACCCGAUUAUCAGUUCAAUCACCUACAUUCCUUUCAUCUUUAUCCACUUCACGUAAAAGACGAUAUCCAUCACUAUUAGAUAGAUUAGAUGUCCGAAUUCCCGUAAAUCAUUUGAAUUCCUUUCAACCGGCACCCACCUACACCCCUCACAAGAAAUAUCGACGGUGUAAUCCCCCAUCAGAGACCAAUCAGGAUAAAGGGGUUAAUAAUCUUUUCGAAGAUUGUGUGAAAGGAAUUGAAGUAGGGGAAACCCCUUUGAUCAAAAAUAAGACAAUGGAUUUCGAAAUGGAUACAGAUAUGAACUUGAACUUGAACAUGAAUAUGGAUACGGACAUGGAAGGGAUUACAAUUCCUUCGUCUAAACCUAUUGAGGUAUAUCCAAAAUCCGCAUCAAUACCAAGAUCAAAUAGUCGACCUAAACUUGGUAAACUUAGUAUCUCUUCUUCAUCCUCGUCAUUAUCUUCUAUUCAAUACGGAUCUGAUAACGAUUCAAAUCUGACUAUAAAAUCGUAUCCAUCCUCUUCAUCUUUAAAUGACAUGUCAUCUUCACCAUCAAAAUCGAUCCUUCCACCUGUGAUGCAUCUCAAACGAAAUCCAAAGAAACUGUCAUUGUCUUUACCUUCCUCUUCUUCCUCUUCUUUAUCUUCGUCUUCUCAACCUAUCAUUCCUUCACCGGAUUGCACUACACCCUCAACAGUUUGUCCUACUCCAACAGCCGAAUCAGAUUCCAAAUUCGGUACUCCCUAUACGCCUGGUCCACCCAAAACACCUGCUUUGGCGAUGUCAUUAGGAAGAUCAACGUUCCGUGGGAAUCGAAGACCUAGUCUGUUAAGUUUGAUAACAAACCCACCUGGAAGCGGGAAUGAUGACGCUCCACCUACACCAAGUGGAAGUGGACUUGGCGGAUCUCAUCCUUACGCCAACAUGAGAUUGAAGAAUAAAGGAAGAGCAAAAAGUUAUACAGCUGCUGAUACAUUAAAUGGGUUCACACAAGAAAGUAGAUCUGCUUUUGGGAAUGGUACUUUUCCCACUAUAGAUGAGAGUCAUCGUGAUCGCGAUCGUGAUCAUUCAGAUGGUGGGCUAAGUGCAUUAGGUUAUGCCUUACCCACUACUAAUUCACCAGACUCUCAUCACGGCGGAGGAUCCCCGACUAACUCUACAUCAACCUUAUCUGAGAGCCUUUCAGCUUCUACAUCAAGAUCGACUUCUUCAACUCCAUCAACAUCACCACCUUUACCGACAUCUUUCACAUUUAAUGUACCAUUAUCAUAUGCACCGAAAAGACAGAUAGAACCAUACGAAGACGGUCCAAUUGAGAUUUUACCUGGUAUAUAUUUGGGUACAGAAGAUUCAGUACACCAUUUUGACAAAUACACUUCUAACACUUCUACAAGUGCUACAUCUUCAAAAGUUAGAAUCAUCAACGUCGCACAAGAGAUUGAUGAUCCCUUUGAUGAAUCGUCAAUGGCAAUUCAUGGAUGGUCCACUUCGAACAAAGGGAAAAAUAAAGAAAAAAUGAAAUUUAAAACUUAUCCUAAAGAUCCAAAUUAUGAUAAUUAUGAUGGGGGUAGACCUGAAAUCGAAUAUUGUCAUAUUAGAUGGUCACAUGGUGAAUUAGGUUUAGCGGAUAUACCAGAUACUGCGGAUUUAAUGGAUGUCCUCAACCCUACGACGAUAACGAAGGAUGAAAUAUCAAAAGAACAAGUAAUCAUGUGGAGAUUUUGGGAAAUCAUUCAAUGGAUGGAAAAAGGUAGAAAAGAAGGAAUACCAAUCUUGAUACAUUGUCAAUGUGGUGUUUCAAGAUCUGCAACCUUGGCUAUUGCAUAUACGAUGACAUUAGCUGCUACAGGUGCAAUGCCGGAAAUACUGGGUCACAUAAGAUCAAUGCAAGAUGCAUAUGAUUUCGUUAAAUCGAAGUCUAGUUGGAUCGGACCUAAUCAUUCACUGGUAUUCCAACUGGUAGACUUCGCCCGACACCUAACACAUCUUCUUUCCCUCCACCAAUCAUCACCCGAUGCAAUCCCGAUCCGAACUUCUUUCCCCAAGAACCAAGACGCAGAGCUGAGUGAAGCUGAAUGGGCUAGACGAAGAAGGGAAUUCGAGGAAAGUGAAAAUGGAAGUAUAACUUCCUCGAGUAACAAUGGAAGUGGAGGUGGAGAAGAAUGCGUUAGUCCAGAAGAAGCUGAUUUGGAAGCUAGAAGAUUAGACGAAGAGAUGUUAUUGAGGAAAGCCAGGAGGUGA
Kwoniella shivajii is the source of this 2439-nucleotide messenger RNA. RefSeq lists its product as uncharacterized. Gene Ontology annotation, cellular component: cytoplasm. NCBI's taxonomy places the organism in Eukaryota, Fungi, Basidiomycota, Tremellomycetes, Tremellales, Cryptococcaceae. Gene Ontology annotation, molecular function: MAP kinase tyrosine phosphatase activity; MAP kinase tyrosine/serine/threonine phosphatase activity; protein tyrosine/threonine phosphatase activity. Gene Ontology annotation, biological process: protein dephosphorylation; negative regulation of MAPK cascade. The coding region runs from base 1 to 2439 and encodes 812 amino acids. The transcript is spliced from 3 exons. The record is from RefSeq and is a predicted model, not a curated record.